AUGGCCUCACAGAUGGAGCAGGAGCUCACCUGUCCGGUCUGCCAUGACAUCUUUGUGGAGCCUGUGGUUCUGUCCUGCAGCCACAGCUUCUGUAGAGACUGUGUGAGGAGCUGGUGGAGAGAGAAGAUGAUAGAGGAGUGUCCACUGUGUAAGGAAAUAUCUCCACACAGGGAUCCACCUGGUAACCGGGCUCUAAAGAACCUGUCUGAGGCCUUUUUGUCUGAGAGGGACCAGAGAGCUCCAGCAGAGUCUGAGGAUCUCUGCAGUCUGCACGCUGAGAAAUUCAAACUCUUCUGCCUGGACCAUCAGCAGCCCAUGUGCAUCGUCUGUCUCCAUUCAGACUCUCAUGCUGGACACAAAGUCAGAACUAUCAGAGAGGUCGCACAGGAGCACAGGGCAGAGCUCCGGAAAACCCUGAAGCCUGUGAGAGAGAAGCUGAAGACCUUCGAGCGUUUUAAAGAAAACUGCAAUGAAACAGCAGAUUACAUUAAAGUACAGGCUACAAUCACAGAGAGGAGGAUUCAGGAGCAGUUCCUGAAGCUUCAGAUGUUUCUCAUUGAGGAGGAGAGGGCCAGGAUCUCUGCUCUGAAGGAGGAAGAGGAAAGAAAGAGUCAGAGGAUGAAGGAGAAGAUGGAGGCUCUGAACAGAGAGAUAGCAGCUCUGUCAGACACAGUCAGAGCCACAGAGGCAGAGCUGAGAGCUGACGACGUCGCAUUCAUGCUGAACUACAAGGCUGCAGUGAGGAGAGUCCUGCAGCGCCCCCUGUCGGUUGAUCCACAGCUGGUCCCUGGAGCUCUGAUAGAAGAGGCCGAACACCUGGGCAACCUGAGCCGCAACGUUUGGGUGAGGAUGGUCAAGGUGACCUCCUUCUCCUCUGUGAUUCUGGACCCAAACUCUGCUCAUCCAGAACUCGUCCUGUCUGAAGAUCUGACCAGCGUCCGAUGCGGAGAGAGCCAGAGGCGUCCCAACAACCUGGAGCGGUUUGAUUCCUGCAUCUCUGUCCUGGGCUCUGAAGGCUUUAACUCAGGGACUCACAGCUGGGUGGUUGAAGUUGGAAAGAGUCCGGCGUGGAUCCUGGGUGUAGCAGCAGAGUCAGUCAGAAGAAAGGGGGACGUGGCCUUAAAGUCUGGACUCUGGAGGAUCCUGUUAUACAGGGACGAGUACUCAGCAUGGUCACCAACAGGACCAGAGACCAAGAAAGAAACUCCUCUCUCGGUGAAGAAGCUCCGCAGGAUCCAAGUGAAACUGGACUACGAUAAAGGGAAGUUGUGGUUUUAUGAUUCUGAUACCAACACGUGCAUCUACACCUUCAGGCACACUUUCACUGAGACGAUGUUUCCCUACUUCAACACCAACACCACGUUCCCACUUCAGGUGUUCUAA
This is a messenger RNA of Cheilinus undulatus (humphead wrasse), 1383 nucleotides long. Its product is annotated as E3 ubiquitin-protein ligase TRIM35-like. Lineage: Eukaryota; Metazoa; Chordata; Actinopteri; Labriformes; Labridae. Gene Ontology annotation, molecular function: zinc ion binding; protein binding. The record is from RefSeq and is a predicted model, not a curated record. The coding region runs from base 1 to 1383 and encodes 460 amino acids. The transcript has a single exon.